Messenger RNA from Syngnathus acus (greater pipefish), 920 nucleotides. RefSeq names its product liver-expressed antimicrobial peptide 2. The record is from RefSeq and is a predicted model, not a curated record. NCBI's taxonomy places the organism in Eukaryota, Metazoa, Chordata, Actinopteri, Syngnathiformes, Syngnathidae. Gene Ontology annotation, biological process: antimicrobial humoral immune response mediated by antimicrobial peptide; defense response to bacterium. The transcript has 3 exons. Bases 438 to 668 code for a protein of 76 amino acids.
AAAGCAGAGUUCAAUAAUAAAGUUGUUGUGCUUCACAAUAAUAUGCUGUCAAUCAAAUUUAUGCUUGUGAUGGUACUCGGUGUGCUUGUAGGAAAUUUGCCACAAAGAAGAAUCCGUUUUAUUGUUCUGAUAUACAAUUUUGCAGUUUAGCCUUGAUGGUUAAAGUGGAAUAAAGUGUGGUGACUUCUGCUUUCCUGAAAGUGAAAAUACAUUUUUUUGUUUUCUGCGUAGUCGUGGUUACGUCUUCUGAGUGUGUGAGACACACGUGGAGUUGUCCUCAAUCCACAGGUUAAAGACUACUUUGCAGUAAAUACUGAUAAGUGCACACGCCUGCUCGCAGGCAUCUAAUAACGGAAGUCAUUUUUCACCGUAGCUCCUCCUUAACCUAAUUAAAGCCUUUUUAAUCGGAGCCACACUGCAUCGGGACAUUUAGCACCAUGAGGACUCUCGUGUACAAGGUUGUUGUUUGCUCUCUGAUUCUGGCGCUCCUGUGCAGCUCGCAGGUGGAUUCGGCACCUGUGCCUGAAGACUGGAUUGGCUUGGUCCAUAGGACCAAGAGAUCUUUGCUGUGGCGAUGGAACUCUAUGAAAGCGGUGGGCGCCAGCUGCAGGGAUCAUAUGGAGUGCGCAACUAAAAACUGCAGGAGAAACAUUUGCGCUUUCUGGUAAUUCCCCUGAAGAACACAAACAAUUCCAUCAGGGCCGGUGUUGGCACAACAAGCUGCUUGUUCAUGGAUCAGAUCAACUAAAAACAACAUGACUACAUUGCAUAAUUGUAAUGUUGAAAUGAAGACUCGGCUACCAGCUCUUUGUUUAUGAUGAAAUUACUUCAAGUAAGUCUCUGCAUAGCUACAAAACAAAGUUGUAAAAAACUGUAAACGUGUCUGUUUAUUGGUCAAAUAUACACACCAAUGCAACAUU